Setaria italica (foxtail millet) is the source of this 1813-nucleotide messenger RNA. RefSeq names its product LOB domain-containing protein 6. Lineage: Eukaryota; Viridiplantae; Streptophyta; Magnoliopsida; Poales; Poaceae. Bases 198 to 1061 code for a protein of 287 amino acids. The transcript has 3 exons. The record is from RefSeq and is a predicted model, not a curated record.
CACGAACGAUCCCAACUCGUGGAGGCUCUCGACCGUCUUCCCCAACGAACGGACGCCUCCAUCCAUCCAGAUCGCCAUCCUCCUCCUCCAGCCCUCCUGGCUCCUGCGCUGCCGCCAUGAAUUGAUCCCCUCUCGUCCCCUGGCAUCAAGGAGGAAGGAGGAGGAGGAGCGGCGCGCCGUCAGCGGCGGCGCGCGGGAUGUCGUCGUCCAGCUCGCCGUGCGCGGCGUGCAAGCUGCUGCGGCGCAAGUGCACGCAGGGGUGCGUCUUCGCGCCCUACUUCCCGCCGGACAACCCGGCCAAGUUCGCCAACGUGCACCGCGUCUUCGGCGCCAGCAACGUCUCCAAGCUCCUCAACGAGCUCCCGCAGGCGCAGCGGGAGGACGCCGUCAACUCGCUCGCGUACGAGGCCGAGGCGCGCCUCCGCGACCCCGUCUACGGCUGCGUCUCCUACAUCUCCGUCCUGCAGCUCAGGAUCAAGCAGGCGCGCGACGAGCUCGCCGCCGCGCGCAAGGAGCUGGCCAGCUACAUCGGCCCCGCCGCCUUCGCGCCCUUCGUCGCCCCGCCGCAGUACCACCACCACCAGUACGCCGGCGUGCCCCUCGCCUCCGGCGCCGGGAUGGGGCUCGGCGUCGGCGUCGCGCCGCAGCACGGGCACGGGCACCCGCAGCAGCAGAUCAUGGUGCAGCACCAGCAGCACCUCCACCACCACCAGCAGAUGGCGGAGGCGCAGCAGCUCGCCGCGACCGUGGAGGUCGCCAGGGAGCAGGAACUUAUGAUGAGGCAGGCCGCGGCCUACGCGCACGCCGUGCCCGGGAGCAGCGCCGGCGCCACGGUCGCCGUCGUGCCGCCCGACGCGGUGCCGUACGAGGGCGGUUUCCUCUUCCAGCAGCAGCAGCAACCGCCGCCGUCGCAGGCGCAGACGGCCGUCGCGCUCACGUACCAGAUGGAGCAGUCCCCGCCGCCAUCGUCGUCGGGCCAGUCGCAUCCUGAAGUGUCGCACCAGCAGAAUACGGACGGAAGCGACGAGGGCAGCGGUGGCGGCGGCGUGCCGCCAGCCUGAUCGGACGGCCGGUCGCCCGCACGCCCGCCACUGAUUUGUCCUUUCUUUAGCCUUUUGUGUUUUCUUUGGUGUUCCUUGUUCGUCAUGAUUUUUUUUUCCCGUCUGCUUCAUCAUCGGCAUCAGCAUCGAUAUUGGAUCCGUGCCUCCCGAAGGCAGGCGAGGUGGAUCCUUCACAAGCAAGGUUCCUCAUGAUCAGUUGCCUUUCUUCCUCAAGAGUUAGAGCCAAAUAAAUGCAAGACAGAAGGAGUGGUAGGAAAUGGGGACAGAUAUACUCAUCAUGGAUCAGUGUAACACAGAGAAUUAAUGGUGGGAAGGUGGAGAGAUGGGAGUAGUAGAGGUAGACAGACACAGUAGAGAGAAGCAUGCAUGGUGUGGCAGAGAGAAGCAUGCAUGGUGUGCUUCAGUGCCAGGAGGGGAGCAGCAAAUGGUGAAGUACUGAAGUGAGAUAGAGAAACAAAAUGCAUUCAAAGCUAAGGUGUAUGCACUUUGCAGGAGGGAGCAGCAAGCAUGAAUAAAGAUAUUAACAAGAACAGUAGGAUGAGCAGCUAAAAAUAUAGUAUCUUCGUUCACUUUGCAUUUGUUGUUGAGCAUAUAUAUCCAAGUUUCAUCGCUGUUAUUAGUAUUCUUUCGCCCUUACCUUCUUUUUUCCUUUUUUUUUCUCAUUCAUAAACUCGUCCUGCCAUCUUGUGUAUAAAUAAGUAGAAGCCUCUCUUUGGACAUAAAUGGAUGGAGCUAGUCAUUUUAUUGUGACA